This is a messenger RNA of Sporothrix brasiliensis 5110, 771 nucleotides long. RefSeq names its product ESCRT-II complex subunit VPS22. Gene Ontology annotation, biological process: protein transport to vacuole involved in ubiquitin-dependent protein catabolic process via the multivesicular body sorting pathway. NCBI's taxonomy places the organism in Eukaryota, Fungi, Ascomycota, Sordariomycetes, Ophiostomatales, Ophiostomataceae. The record is from RefSeq and is a predicted model, not a curated record. The transcript has 2 exons. Bases 1 to 771 code for a protein of 256 amino acids. Gene Ontology annotation, cellular component: ESCRT II complex.
AUGUCGCGAAAGGGUGUCGGCUUGGCGGCGUUCGAUCGAUCGCGGAUCACAUCUGCUCAGUAUGCGUCCCACGGAUCCAACCUCCGGUCUACCAAUGCACAGGCGCUUGAGACACAGCUCGCCGUGUUCCGGUCCGUGCUCCAGCAGUUUGCCCAGACACACGGAAAGGACAUUCGGUCAAAUCCGACGUUCCGUGCCCAGUUCGCCCGCAUGUGUACGGCGAUUGGCAUCGAUCCACUGGCUAGUAGCAACAGCGCCUCGGGGGGCUCGAUAUGGGCACAGCUUCUCGGCCGGACAGUGAACGAUUUCUACUAUGAGCUUGCUGUCCGAGUUGUCGAGGUGUGUGCGGCUACGCGGGCUGAAAAUGGGGGUCUCAUUGAAGUUCGCAAGGUGAGAGACCGCCUCGCUCAUGCACGGAUGGACGGAGCGCCUGAGGUUACAGAGGACGAUAUUCUUCGUGCCGUAGGAACUCUCGAGCCACUGGGUUCGUCCUACUCAGUCAUCAAAGUCGGCAGCAAGCCGUACAUUCGAUCGGUGCCAAGAGAGCUUAACACGGACCAAAGCGCCGUCCUUGAAGCUGUACAAAUGCUCGGCUACGUCAGCGUGUCCAUGCUGAUGAUCAACCUGAAAUGGGCUCGCGCACGAGCCCAGACGGUCAUCGACGACCUCGUGGGUGAGAGCAUGCUUUGGGUAGACAAACAGGCUGCCGAAUGGGAGUACUGGAGCCCUGGCUUUAUGCUUGAGGGCCACGAUGCUAUUCUUGAUGUGUGA